AUGGGGGGUGCGGCCCGGUGGCUCAGGCGGUUGGAGUGCCUUGAUCCUAAUGCCGACGUCACCGUGGCAGCACUGGAGCUCAGGUCCGUCGACCUGCACAGCCCCAGGAACAACAAGGGGCAUCACACGCAGGAGAUGGGCCUGAAGCGGCUCAUCGUGCGCCGGGGCCAGCCUUUCGUGCUCCAACUGCAUUUCAACCGUCCCUUCCACCCUGGGACUGACCGCGUCAUCUUCGUGGCUGAGACUGGACCGGCACCCAAGGAGCUUCUGGGAACACGAGCCACGUUCUCACUCACCAAGACCAGAGGAGGGAAUGUCUGGAGUGUUUCUGAUUUCACCAUUGACUCAAAUUCACUCUUUGUCUCCCUUUUCACACCAGCCAAUGCAGUCAUUGGCUAUUAUACUCUAAAGCUAGAGAUCUCUCAGGGCCAGGGUCACGGUGUGACUCACCUGCUGGGGACUUUCAUCCUGCUUUUUAACCCUUGGAGUUCAGAGGAUGACGUCUACCUGCCAAGUGAAAUACUGCUGCAGGAGUACAUCAUGAUGGACUAUGGCUUUGUGUACAAGGGUCAUGAAAGAUUCAUCACCUCCUGGCCCUGGAACUAUGGGCAGUUUGAAGAGGACGUCAUAGAUAUCUGCUUUGAGAUCCUGAACAAGAGCCUGUACUUCUUAGAGAACCCGUCCAAAGAUUACUCCCAGAGGAACGACGUGGUGUAUGUCUGCAGGGUGGUGAGUGCCAUGAUCAACAGCAACGAUGACAACGGUGUCCUGCAGGGGAAUUGGGGCGAGGACUACUCCCUGGGGGUCAGCCCCCUGGUGUGGAAUGGCAGUGUGGCCAUCCUGCGGCAGUGGGCAGCCAGGGGCGGGCAGCCUGUGAAGUAUGGACAGUGCUGGGUUUUUGCAGCUGUCAUGUGCACCGUAAUGAGAUGCUUAGGUGUUCCAACCCGUGUUGUUUCCAAUUUCCGUUCUGCACACAACGUGGAUGGGAACUUGACCAUCGACACCUACUAUGACCGAAAUGCCGAGAUGCUGUCAACUCGGAGACAAGACAAAAUAUGGAAUUUCCAUGUCUGGAAUGAGUGCUGGAUGAUCCGAAAAGAUCUCCCACCAGGAUACAAUGGUUGGCAGGUCCUGGAUCCCACUCCGCAGCAAACCAGCAGCGGGCUGUUCUGCUGUGGCCCAGCUUCUGUGAAGGCCAUCAGGGAAGGGGAGGUCCACCUGGCGUAUGACACCCCAUUUGUGUACGCGGAGGUGAACGCCGAUGAAGUUGUUUGGCUCCUUGAGGAUGGCCAUGCCCAAGAAAUCCUAGCCCAUAACAGCAGUUCCAUUGGGAAGGAAAUCAGCACCAAGAUGGUAGGCUCAGACCAGCGUCAGAAUAUCACCAGCUUCUACAAGUACCCAGAAGGAUCCCCUGAGGAGCGGUCUGUGUUCAUAAAGGCUUCCCGGAAAAUGCUGGGCUCAAGAAAGGCCCUUUCACGCCUCCUGGAUCUGCUGGGGUCUGGGGGCUUUCAGAAUCAGCCGGUGCAGCUGCAGCUUCACCUGGCCAGGAUGCCUGAGUGGGGCCAGGACGUGCAACUGAAGCUGCAUGCCCACAGGGUGCCAGACAGAGCCCACCCCCAGGGUCCCAUCAGACUGGAGGUGCGCUUCUGUGCGCAGGCCCUGCUGCACAAUGGUAGCACCCGGGAGCCCCUCUGGAGGCAAAAAGUGCACUUAAACCUGGACUUCGGGGAGGAGGUGCAGUGGCCACUCUUGCUGCCCUAUGACAAUUACAGAAACAAGCUGACGGAUGAGAAGCUGAUCCGUGUGUCUGGCAUUGCCAAGGUGGAGGGGACGAGGAGAUUCCUACUGGUCCUGAAAGAUGUCUCUCUGGAGCCUCCCCACUUAUCUAUUGAGGUGUCUGAGAGGGCUGAGGUGGGCAAGGCACUGAGCGUCCACAUCACCCUCACCAACACCCGGACGGUGGCUCUGAGUCACUGCACAAUGGUGCUAGAGGGAAGUGGCCUCAUUCAUGGGCAGAUAGCUAACGACCUUGGGACUCUGGCGGCCGGAAACACCAUCCAAAUUCACCUGGACCUCUACCCCUUCAAAGCUGGACACCGCCAGCUGCAAGUACUCAUCAGCAGCAACGAAGUCAAGGAGAUCAAGGGCUAUAAGGCCAUCUUCGUAUCUGCAGCCAGGGCUUCCUGAGCC
Molecule: messenger RNA, 2190 nt
Organism: Rhinolophus ferrumequinum (greater horseshoe bat)
Lineage: Eukaryota; Metazoa; Chordata; Mammalia; Chiroptera; Rhinolophidae
Gene: TGM7
Product: transglutaminase 7
Exons: 13
Coding region: 1-2187 (728 amino acids)
Biological process (GO): peptide cross-linking
Molecular function (GO): protein-glutamine gamma-glutamyltransferase activity
Source: RefSeq, a predicted model, not a curated record